Kluyveromyces marxianus DMKU3-1042 is the source of this 528-nucleotide messenger RNA. RefSeq names its product Ups1p (gene UPS1). The transcript has a single exon. Lineage: Eukaryota; Fungi; Ascomycota; Saccharomycetes; Saccharomycetales; Saccharomycetaceae. Gene Ontology annotation, cellular component: mitochondrial intermembrane space. Gene Ontology annotation, molecular function: phosphatidic acid transfer activity. The coding region runs from base 1 to 528 and encodes 175 amino acids. Gene Ontology annotation, biological process: phospholipid transport. The record is from RefSeq and is a predicted model, not a curated record.
AUGGUUCUUUGGCAUAAUAACUCGCAUACAUUUGGCAGAUCUUUUGAUACUGUGACUAUAGCCUUUUUCAAUCGGUAUCCUAACCCCUAUGCCUCACAUGUAUUAAGUAUUGAUACGCUUUCGAGGCAUGUGGAUGAGGAAGGGAAGCUUGUUUCUACAAGGUUGAUCAAGAAGAUGGGGAAGCUGCCCAAUUGGGUGAAGCCUUUUCUAGGGAAGAUUACAGAGUCGUGGAUCAUCGAGCAUUCGGUGGUCGAUACGAAGAAGGGAGUCAUGCUCACUUAUACGAGGAAUUUGGACCACACAAAGAUCAUCAAGGUGGAGGAGUAUCAACGCUUUGAGAAGGAUGGUGAUAAUACGCAGGUGAAGUCUAUGGUGAAGUUCAGUAGCGGGUUUGGGAUUGGAAUUCGGAACAGGAUUGAGAGCUGGUCCCAUCAGAAGUUCGAUGAGAACAUCAAGAAAAGUAGGCAAGGUAUGGCUUUCGUUAUGGAGAGACUUGAACUAUCACGAAUGAACAAAACACCUAACUAG